AUGCAUAAUCCAAGGAUACAGAAGGCAGUUGCGAUUUACGACUACAAGACUAGUCGCAAGUCAGAACUAGCUCUUAUCAAAGGAGAGGAAUUAGAAAUCCUGGAGAAGCCUACCAAGAACUGGUGGAUAGGCCGAUGUCACGACAAGAAAGGCAAGUUUCCUUCUAAUUAUGUGAUCAUCAAACAACCCGGUAUGCAAAUUCAGCUUCGCAACGAACUGGAUUUGGAUGAUGAGGAAACGAAGGCGGCACGAAGGAGAAGGAAUGGUUUUAGAGAUUGGUACGGAGGCUCAGCUGCCUUUGGACUAUCAGCACCCGAAUUGCGCAAGUAUUACUCUGGAAAGAGGUAG
This is a messenger RNA of Kuraishia capsulata CBS 1993, 348 nucleotides long. RefSeq lists its product as uncharacterized. The transcript has a single exon. Bases 1 to 348 code for a protein of 115 amino acids. NCBI's taxonomy places the organism in Eukaryota, Fungi, Ascomycota, Pichiomycetes, Pichiales, Pichiaceae. The record is from RefSeq and is a predicted model, not a curated record. Gene Ontology annotation, molecular function: protein binding.